This is a messenger RNA of Belonocnema kinseyi, 2704 nucleotides long. RefSeq names its product mediator of RNA polymerase II transcription subunit 15-like. Gene Ontology annotation, cellular component: cytoplasm; nucleolus. The record is from RefSeq and is a predicted model, not a curated record. Gene Ontology annotation, biological process: adenosine to inosine editing; RNA processing. The coding region runs from base 191 to 1648 and encodes 485 amino acids. Gene Ontology annotation, molecular function: tRNA-specific adenosine deaminase activity; double-stranded RNA binding; double-stranded RNA adenosine deaminase activity. The transcript has 6 exons. Lineage: Eukaryota; Metazoa; Arthropoda; Insecta; Hymenoptera; Cynipidae.
UCCUCCUCUUCCUCUUGGACGAGAGCCGUGCUAAGUUUCUCUCGCGAAUUCUUCAAUACAGAAAAACUCAGUUCGCUUUUAUUCGCCAAACUUCACCUUCUACACUACUUGCGAGUACCAAACUUCGCAUUACUUUUGUUAUUCACUGUUUUGCUUCGGCACCAGCAUCAAACUGACGACCCCAACUAAAAUGUAUACGAGGAGCAGGCAAACCAACCAGGGCUUCCCUAAUGCAGGCCAGCAGCAACGACAGCCCGGAACACCAAACAACCAAGGCAAUUUCCAAAACCAACAAGGCACUCCCAAUUCCUUCUCUCAGCAAGGCAAUUACCAAACAAGCCAAUCAACUCCGGCGAGUCAGCAAGGCAACUACAAACCUGGCAAUGUCCAGCAGUUUAAGGGCCAGCAGCAACAGCCGCAGACUCCGAAUCAACAGCAGGCGAGGAUGCAGAACCAGCAGCAGGGUAAACCGACAACUCAGCAGUUGCAGCAGCAGCAGCUGCAACAGCAGUUGAAGCAGCAGCAGCAGCAACAACAACAGCAGCAGCAGCAGCAACAGGCGGCAGUUGGAACUCCUCAGGCUCAACGCUUGAAGCCGAUUCUCAAGCAGUCACCCGCGACCCCAGCGCCAACACCAACGGCCUCGCCACAAUUGAAUCAGAAUCAAAAUCAGAUGAAUGCGGCUGUCCCAACACCUGUCGCGCCGGUCAUCAACAAUGCAGCAGUCGAAAACAAGGUUGAGGGUGAAAAUGUGGAGGGCAUGGAUGUCCAGGAUCAGCCAAGAUGGAGACGCAAGACUCCAGGAUUGAAGGUAAACCGCAAGCUCAAGAGAUUGCGCAUGAACCAGCGUUUGCGCAGAACUCUUCAACCCAAGAACGCCAUUAUGGUCCUCAACGAAAUGAAAACUGGAGUGCAGUUUACCUUCCCAGAAACUCAGACGUCAAUGACCAACUCUCUCUUCCUUGUUCACGCUGAGAUCGACGGAAAGACGUAUGUCGGACAGGGUCUGUCAAAGCCGCUCGCGCGUCAAAACGCAGCUGAGAAUGCGCUCAAGUGUCUCCUGUUGGAGAAGAUGACGGCCGCUUCGCUGAAGGCGCGCAUUGACGCCGAGUCUGACGGUGCCCAGCCGGUGAAGAUUGAGAAUCAGGCCGACUCGUCGUCGGUGAAUGACGAGAACAAUAGCGAGGGCGGCGAGAAAAUGGAGACGAACUCGGAAGAGCCGGACGAGAUUCCAUGGAGUUCAUUGGCGAGCUUUGCCCUCUACAAACUGUUUCUCGAGUGGCAGAAUCAGGGAACUGUUGUUCCUGUCCCGCGACCGGGUGUCUCGCCCGGAAAAGUGAGCAAACGAGAGACGAAGCCAAUUGUGCAGAAGGAGUUGCCGGCCAAUGCAACAACUGUGCAUCCCGUGAUGCUGCUGAAUCAAAUGAGACCGGGUUUGGCCUAUACCGAAGUUGCCCGUGUGGGAAAUCCACCCAAUACUAUGUUCACACUUGGCGUUGAUAUUGAUGGAACAGAAUACACAGGAACAGCAAAAAAUAAGAAGGACGCUAAGAAGAUAACGGCAAAGGCUGCUUUGCAGGCACUCUUUGGCUUGACGUAUCCGGAAGAACCAAAGGUUGACCACGCGGAAGACAUUUCGAUGUCUUAAAUUUUCUUUUUUUUUUUUUUUUUUGAAAAAAAAAAUUGUACGAGUUUCGCGCUCGUAGACAGGCGCGAAUAUUUCACUAUACUUUGUGACAUGUAUUCGUCAAUGUAUUGAGUGUAUUACAAAGUAGCGGCAUUUAGUAUUAUAAUGUAAUGACGAUUGAAGGAUUUGCGAAAAAUGGCGCGAGGUAGAGAGAGAGAGAGGAAAGGAAAAGGAGUUUUAGUGACUUCGAUUUAAGUUCAUUUUAUACACGCGUCGCUCAUGCUAAUACCGCAUACAAACCUACAAUUGGUAAUUUAGUAAUUCUGAAAAUAGAUAGGGUCCUGCUUUUUAGGGGCGUAUUUAAUGAUUCUUCAAUGCAGCACUAAUUUUUAGUUGAAAAAAUGAUGACUAUAAUAAUAAUGAUAGUAAUAUAGUAAAUGUAAAAAUGAAUUAGUAGUUGGUCAGUUACUACUUUUGAUUCCACAUUUUGUCCUCACAAAUAUAUCAUGAAAGUCGGUGAAUUCUUCUCUUAAAUUUUUUUUUUAUUCGUUAUGAUAUGUUGUUGUGUUUUUCUUUUUUCCCCUUUUUUAGUUGACGAGUCGUCGUUUUAUUGAAGAAAACAUUAAUUAAUGAAUUGGUAAUGACGAUUUUGAAUGCAUGUGGGAGGUGGUCUAUUUACUUGGUAUAUAUGUAUUGGAUCAAGAAUGUAUUUGGAAUUUGUGGGAAAAACUUUAAUGUCAACAACAACAACAAAGAAAAAAAGCAAUUGAGUGAAUUCGUCGGUAUUUGUUUUAUUAUAAUGCCUGUAAGAUGCGAAACAAUGGUAUUGAGCGACAUAAGACUUGGAGAUGUACCUUAUUGAUAAGGUUUUAAAUUUGAGCGUGUGAGAUUGUAGAUUAUUAUAUUAUAGCGAAAGGCUGCACAAAAAAAUAUUCAUUUUUUAAAUGCAUUAUUCAAACUACGUAUUAUGUGAUUGUUUCUUUGAACCGGGCUAUGAAAUAAUUCAGGCACUUUGAUUAUAAACUUCACUGUUAUAUCGUAAUUUACUGUGAAAUAAAUUGAACAAAUAAGCCUUUA